Heterocephalus glaber (naked mole-rat) is the source of this 3304-nucleotide messenger RNA. RefSeq names its product protein inhibitor of activated STAT 1 (gene Pias1). NCBI's taxonomy places the organism in Eukaryota, Metazoa, Chordata, Mammalia, Rodentia, Bathyergidae. The record is from RefSeq and is marked provisional. Gene Ontology annotation, molecular function: transcription coregulator activity; zinc ion binding; SUMO ligase activity. Gene Ontology annotation, cellular component: chromatin. Gene Ontology annotation, biological process: protein sumoylation; regulation of transcription by RNA polymerase II.
CGCAAGAUGGCGGACAGUGCGGAACUAAAGCAAAUGGUUAUGAGCCUUAGAGUUUCUGAACUCCAAGUAUUGUUGGGCUACGCUGGGAGAAACAAGCACGGACGCAAACACGAACUUCUCACAAAAGCCCUGCAUUUACUCAAGGCUGGCUGUAGUCCUGCUGUACAAAUGAAAAUUAAAGAACUCUAUAGGCGACGGUUCCCCCAGAAAAUCAUGACGCCUGCGGACUUGUCUAUCCCCAAUGUACAUUCAAGUCCUAUGCCAGCAACUUUGUCUCCAUCUACCAUUCCACAGCUCACUUAUGAUGGUCACCCUGCAUCUUCACCAUUACUCCCCGUUUCUCUUCUGGGACCUAAACAUGAACUGGAACUCCCACAUCUUACAUCAGCUCUUCACCCAGUCCAUCCGGAUAUAAAACUUCAAAAACUACCAUUUUAUGACUUACUGGAUGAACUGAUAAAGCCCACCAGUCUAGCAUCAGACAACAGUCAGCGCUUUCGAGAAACCUGUUUUGCAUUUGCCUUGACCCCACAACAAGUGCAGCAGAUCAGUAGCUCCAUGGAUAUUUCCGGGACCAAAUGUGACUUCACAGUGCAGGUCCAGUUAAGGUUUUGUUUAUCUGAAACCAGUUGUCCACAAGAAGAUCACUUCCCACCCAAUCUUUGUGUGAAAGUGAAUACUAAACCUUGCAGCCUUCCAGGUUACCUUCCACCUACUAAAAAUGGUGUGGAACCAAAGCGACCCAGCAGACCAAUUAAUAUCACCUCACUUGUCCGAUUGUCCACAACAGUACCAAACACCAUUGUUGUUUCAUGGACUGCGGAAAUUGGAAGAACCUAUUCCAUGGCAGUAUAUCUUGUAAAACAGUUGUCCUCAACAGUUCUUCUUCAGAGGUUACGAGCAAAGGGAAUAAGGAAUCCGGAUCAUUCUAGAGCUUUAAUUAAAGAGAAACUGACUGCUGAUCCAGACAGUGAAAUAGCUACAACCAGCCUAAGGGUUUCUCUACUUUGUCCCCUUGGUAAAAUGCGGCUGACAAUUCCAUGCCGAGCCCUCACAUGUUCUCAUCUGCAGUGUUUUGAUGCAACUCUUUAUAUUCAGAUGAAUGAGAAAAAACCAACCUGGGUCUGUCCUGUCUGUGAUAAGAAGGCUCCAUAUGAACACCUUAUUAUUGAUGGCUUGUUUAUGGAAAUCCUAAAGUACUGUACAGACUGUGAUGAAAUACAGUUUAAGGAAGAUGGCUCUUGGGCACCAAUGCGAUCAAAAAAGGAAGUACAGGAAGUUUCUGCCUCUUACAAUGGAGUUGAUGGAUGCUUGAGUUCCACUUUGGAGCAUCAGGUGGCUUCUCACAACCAGUCCUCCAGUAAAAACAAGAAAGUCGAGGUUAUUGACCUAACCAUAGACAGCUCAUCUGAUGAAGAGGAGGAAGAGCCAUCUGCCAAGAGAACCUGUCCUUCCCUUUCUCCCACCUCACCACUAAACAAUAAAGGCAUUUUAAGUCUUCCACACCAAGCAUCUCCAGUAUCCCGCACCCCAAGCCUUCCUGCUGUAGACACGAGCUACAUCAACACCUCUCUCAUCCAAGACUACAGGCAUCCUUUCCACAUGACACCCAUGCCUUAUGACUUACAAGGAUUAGAUUUCUUUCCAUUCUUGUCAGGAGACAAUCAGCAUUACAACACCUCCCUCCUCGCUGCCGCAGCCGCCGCAGUCUCCGAUGACCAGGACCUGCUGCACUCAUCGCGCUUUUUUCCAUAUACCUCCUCCCAGAUGUUCCUCGACCAGCUGAGUGCAGGAGGCAGCACGUCCCUGCCAGCCACCAAUGGGAGCAGCAGUGGCAGCAACAGCAGCCUUGUGUCUUCCAACAGCCUGAGGGAGAGCCACAGCCACACAGUGGCCAGCAGGAGCAGCACAGACGCGGCAUCCGUCUUCGGCAUCAUACCGGACAUUAUCUCCCUGGACUGAGCCCUCACCCACUGAUCCUGCCCUGUCCUGAGGGAUUCAGCUGGGCAGGAAGAAGAGAACUUUAUGCUGUUUUACCUUAUUCUGUCUAGAAAAGUUCACAAGCGUGGUUUUUUUUCCUUUUUUAAGGGAAAAAAUUAAAAGAAAUGUACAGAGAACAAAACUAUAUUUUCAGUUUUACUUUUGUAUAUAAAUUUAAGACUGCCUGUCUGAUAAAAUACUUGUUUAAAAAAAAGAAAGAAAAGAAAAAACAAGCACCCACAAACCACCUUCAGUUCAUUUUUUUCUGGAUUCUGAAGAUGUUUUCAUUUGUCCUAUGGUUUUGGUUUUAUUUUACUUCAAUGGCAUUAUUUUAUUUGCAAUAACAAAAGGAAUUGCAUGUAUGAAGUUUUAAAUUUUGGGCUUUGUUGUGGGGAGGGGGUAGGGAGAUAGUUUGAUUUCCAUUUUUUAAAAAUGACAGACUUGCAUUUUGUUUGUUUGGGCGUGUGUGUGCAUAUUUUAUCCAGCCUUAAAUUAUAAAUCUUGUCUGUCCCAAUGCAUUCCCUAUGUAUUUUCAGGACAUAGCUCAUGGGUAUGCGUGUUCAGUGUGUGUGUCUAUAUGUAUUUUUCUGUCCUCUCCUCCUGAGUUUGCAUUCAGUUCAUCUAUCAGCUGCCUGCUUUUUUUAAAGUGCUUUGAAGGUCUUGAACUUACAUGUGAGUAUCUAACAACUACCCCAGUUGCAUGUCUCCAUUACAUAUUCUCUCUGACUUGCUAUGUACCCCCUGAGAAUAUGCUUUCAGGAUAUUGGAAUAAUGCUGUCUGGGUAAGGAGUAGGCCUAACAGACCUGUGAAUACACUUUAGCCUAGUUCUUGAUUCUAAACCUAGAUUGCCAGUAUUGUGUAUUUAAACCAAGUCUGUGAAUAUCUGCUUUUUUGGCCACAAGGUAACAAGUUUUCAUGUAAGAUCUCAUGCCAGAGUAGGAAGCCAAAAUAGCCUAGAAAGCCCUGUUGGGUGUCUUGUGCAGCUGACAGAGGAAGGAUUAUGUCACAAAGUAAGAGAUGAGUCAUUUAUCCUAAAAGUCAAUUCUUUUUGGAAAUACAGUGCACCACACAUGUGGAUCUAUCGAAAUCUAUUAUUUGAUAAUCAGUUGAAACUUAAAAUCAGUUUAAACCUCAGCCAUUUUCUGUGGUUCUUAAUUUCUUAGACGAUCUACCUUGUUUAUUUUUUCUUCAUCUUUUAAUGACAAGCAUGACAUAGGAAAGUCAAGUUUUUUAAAAUUCAUGGAUCAGUCUGAUAUACUUUUUUUUUGUUGUUACCGGGGAUCGAACUCGGGUCCUUACGCUUGCGCAGCAGGCGGUGAAACC